UGUCAAUGCGCAUAUCAGAUCAAGGCAUCGACUGCCAGUCUACCCUCGCAUAUUUUUGGUCUGGUCGUCAUUGCUAAAUCUCUGCAGCCAGUAGAAUUUAGCUGAACUGGUCAAUGACCUGUCUUACUUGCACUUCAAUAUCUCAGCUACAAUGUUGGUAAUUGAAUCCAUAAAUCAGGAUAUAAAUGAACGUGAAUUGCUCAAAAAAGCUUCUAUAAUCUCUUCUUUGUUUUCUAUUGUUUUCCUAGAAAGAGUUCCAAGUCUUCCAGAGAUCAGCAGCGGGCUUGAAAGGAAAAAUAAGAUCCAAGAAUAUGCAGGUGCUGAAAAGGCCCAGUGGCCGCCGACUCCGGACACCGAAAUUUUAUAUUCAAUUACGUGCCAAAACAAAAUUCUUGGCCAACCCAACUACUUUGAUGCUCAUGGAAGGGAAUUCUGUGAAUGAAGCCCCACAAGGCAUCAAUUAUUUCUGAUCAUAAAUAUUAACUUUACCUCACCAAUAGUAGGAACGAAGAGGAGAUGCUGGGAAGUCAAAUGGGGAGGAGGAAACCCAGAAUUCUAUGCCUCCAUGGAUUCAGAACAAGCGGUGAAAUCUUGAAGAAAAUGAUCGGAAAAUGGCCAGCUGCCUUGCUCGAAAACUUUGAUUUUGAUUUUCCUGACGCCCCAUUCCCCGCCAAAGGGAAAUCUGACGUUGAAGGCCUUUAUGACCCUCCCUAUUAUGAAUGGUUUCAAGUCAAUGAGGUGGAGUGUUUAAAUUUUGAGGAGUGUAUUGCGUAUAUAGAGGAUUAUAUGGUUAAGCAUGGUCCCUUUGAUGGCCUACUGGGCUUUUCCCAGGGCGGAAUGCUAGCAGCUGUAUUGCCUUGGAUGCAAAGAAAGGGUGUUGCUUUCACAAAAGUGCCAAAGAUAAAGUUUCUGAUCAUUAUAUCUGGGUUUAAACUUCGAGAAUUGAAGCAUGGGCCGCCUAAGUUGCUUGUUAAUGCAUUUCCAGCUCCAGUUGAGUGCCCUUCUCUCCACUUGAUCGGAGAAAAGGAUUUCCUGAAGGAAGUGGGAUUUACUCUACUAAAAUCAUUUGUGAAGCCCUUUGUUAUUCAUCACUCGAUGGGGCACACUAUACCAAAACUUGAUGAGAAAGGCCAAGAGACUAUGCUCAAGUUCAUUGAGAAAAUUCAGGAGAUGUUUUCACAAGACCCAUGGAUUGACUUAGGACCAAAGGCUGCAUUAUAGGUUGAUCUUCUGUCUCAGUCCAUAUUUGAUAAG
This is a messenger RNA of Theobroma umbraticum, 1254 nucleotides long. RefSeq lists its product as uncharacterized. NCBI's taxonomy places the organism in Eukaryota, Viridiplantae, Streptophyta, Magnoliopsida, Malvales, Malvaceae. The record is from RefSeq and is a predicted model, not a curated record.